Saprolegnia parasitica CBS 223.65 is the source of this 586-nucleotide messenger RNA. RefSeq lists its product as hypothetical. NCBI's taxonomy places the organism in Eukaryota, Oomycota, Saprolegniomycetes, Saprolegniales, Saprolegniaceae. The transcript has a single exon. The record is from RefSeq and is a predicted model, not a curated record. The coding region runs from base 33 to 536 and encodes 167 amino acids.
AUUCCGCAUUUGCCAGCAUCUCGAGCAGCAGCAUGUCCCUUGACUACGCCCAAGUCCAGAACGACCCGGUGCCCGUGGUCCGCGCCAGCCAUGAGCCCAACCUGGCCUUCGUCAUCCACCGCAACAAGAACAAGAACGUGGUCUCGUACGCGGCCAACCUGCUCGCCGACGGCUCGAUCAACGCGGCCGACCCGCUCAAGGUCGACUGGAUCAUGUUUGAGAACGCGGGCGUGCCCCGCGAGGGCCUCAACAUGGUCGAGCGCAACACGGCGUACGGCGUCAACGUGUCGCCCAUGGAGGGCAAGCCCGGCCACUACAAGGUCGUGCUCGCGUCGCUGCCGGACAAGGUCAUUGACUUCCACCUCGUCGAUGGCAAGCCCGUCGCGCUCAUGACGAUCAACGGCAAGGACGGCAGCCGCAUUGACCGCGUCUUUGUGACCUCGACGACCUCGUGGGGCAUGCCCAAGGUCCAGCACAUUGAGAUCUUUGGCACGGACCCCUCGGGCGCCGCGAUCGUCGAGAAGAAGAUCCCGUAAGCUAGCUAGCGCAUUCCUCUCUCCUUGAAUGCACCUUGUAAUAUCCUGUA